AUGGGAUUAUGCAAGACAUCUAAGGUUGACCAAAAUAUCGAGGCCUUCAUUAGAAAUCAUGGUCCUUUAGCUCUCACUAGAUAUAAAUUUACAGAUGUCAAGAAAAUGAUCAACUCUUUCAAAGAUAAAUUGGGACAAGAUGGAUAUGGUUCUGUAUACAAAGGAAAACUACCCAAUGGCUAUCCUAUUGCUGUAAAGUUAUUGAAGGCAUCAAAACAGAAUGGGGAAGAAUUUAUCAACGAGAUUGCCAGUAGGACUUACCAUGUAAAUGUCGUUACCCUUCUUGGGUUUUGUUUUGAAGGCCAAAAAAAGGCUCUCAUAUAUGAAUUUAUGUCCAAUGGAUCUCUUGACAAGUUCAUUCACAACAAUGCAAAUCAAAAUAGUCUAUGCUUGAGUUGGGAGAAUUUGUACCAAAUUGUAGGUGGGAUAGCUUGAGGGCUUGAGUAUUUACAUAGAGGUAUUCUUCAUUUUGAUAUAAAGCCCCAUAACAUCCUUUUAGAUGAAAGCUUUUGUUCCAAGAUCUCAGAUUUUGGUCUUGCUAAGCUUUGUCCAAAAAACAAAAGUAUCAUUUUAAUUUCAAAAGCAAGAGGAACUAGAGGUUAUCUCGCUCCGGAGGUUUGGAAUAGAAACAUAGGUGGAGUUUCGCAUAAGUCUGAUGUUUAUAGCUAUGGGAUGAUGUUAUUAGAUAUGGCAGGAGGGAGAAAGAACCUGAAUUUUGAGACCGAUUGUUCAACUGAUAAAUAUUUUCUCAAUUAUAUUUAUGUUCAAUUUGAGCAAGACAGCAAUUUGGGAUUUAAUGGUGAUAAUAAUGUGGAGGAAAAUGAUAUUGCAAAGAGAAUGACCAUUGUGGGUUUGUGGGCCAGUCACCGGUGCAAGGAGGCCGGCGACAAGCAAUUUCAUCAGGUCACAAAGCCCGCGUUUUGGAGCCAAAAGGCGAUCUGGCCAUUCUCUGCAAUGAUCAUGCUGUACAAGGGUCCUCCUUCUGUUGUUUUACGUCAGCUUCUCUUGAAGACCUUCUUCUUCGUUCCCAUUCUCUUUUAUGUUACCACUGCAAAUGAACAAUUUUCAGCUUGCAAGCCUUUUAGCUGCGGAAACGUCACCAGUCUGAGCUUCCCUUUCUGGGUCGACUCACUGCCUGCUUAUUGUGGUCAUCCUAAGUUGAAGCUUAAUUGUGACGGAGACAAUGUUACUAUCAACAUUAAUUCCCAGACUUUUAGGGUAAUCAAUGUUAACUCCGCUGCUAGAACUCUUACGAUUGCAAGAAUGGAUUUGUGGGGUACCAAGUGUUCCAAUCAGUUCACAAACAUCACGUUGGAUUAUUCUUUCUUUGACUACAGUCCCAAUGAUGAAAACACUACUCUAUUAUACGGCUGCGACCCUUCAAGCAAUGCCACUCUGAAUUCAUCAACUGCUGUGAGAUUUGAUUGCCCCUUACAUGGUAUUCCUCGUGAAGCAUACUUUUUGUGGACCAACAAUUGGACCAGGACUGGUCUGGGGUGUAGAACCAGCAUCAAUGUUCCUGUUCUGGGUGUGGCACUGAGAAGUUUCAUAGAUCCUGGUGAUGUUAUAGAUCAAGGUUUUGAGGUUAAAUGGGAACUGAAAGGAGGGUGGUGUGAUGAUUGCAGAAUUUCGGGUGGAAGAUGCGGUUACAACGCAAGUCUGGAUGAAUUUACAUGUUUCUGUCCCGAUGGGGUUUGUUUUGCUGAUCGAUUAGAAGAAGAAGCAGCGCCAGCACCCCGGCCCGAGCCAAGGCCUCCUCCUUCUUCAGGGUCAUCAACAGAGGGUUGUCUUAUUGCUGCAAUAGUUCUUGGAGCAAUUGGACUGAUGCUUAUUUGGUGUUGUCAAACAAAGUCGUGGGGGCAAACAAUAGGAUUGUGCGAGACAUCUAUGGUGGACCAAAAUAUCGAGGCCUUCAUUAGAAAUCGUGGUCCCUUAGCUCUCACAAGAUAUAAAUUUGCAGAUGUCAAGAAAAUGACCAACUCUUUCAAAGAUAAAUUGGGACAAGGUGGUUAUGGUUCUGUAUACAAGGGAAAACUCCUCAAUGGCCGCCCUGUUGCUGUAAAGUUAUUGAAGGCAUCAAAACAGAAUGGGGAAGAAUUUAUCAACGAGGUUGCUAGCAUCAGUAGGACUUCCCAUGUAAAUGUUGUUACCCUUCUUGGGUUUUGUUUUGAAGGCAAACAAAAGGCUCUCAUAUAUGAAUUUAUGUCCAAUGGAUCUCUUGACAAGUUCAUUCCCAGCAAUGUGGAUAAAAAUAGUCUAUGCUUGACUUGGGAAAAUUUGUACCAAAUCGCAAUUGGGAUAGCUCGAGGACUUGAGUAUUUGCAUAGAGGAUGCAACACUCGAAUUCUACAUUUUGAUAUAAAGCCACAUAACAUCCUUUUAGAUGAAAAUUUUUGUCCCAAGAUCUCAGAUUUUGGUCUUGCUAAGCUUUGUCCUAAAAAAGAAAGCUUCAUUUCAAUUUCAGAAGCUAGAGGAACAAUAGGAUAUCUUGCUCCAGAAGUUUGGAAUAGAAACAUAGGUGGAGUUUCUUAUAAGUCUGAUGUUUAUAGCUAUGGGAUGAUGCUAUUAGAUAUGGUUGGAGGGAGAAAGAACAAGAAUGUUGAAACCAAUUGUUCGACUGAGAAAUAUUUCCCAGAUUAUAUUUAUGCUCAACUUGAGCAAGACAGCAAUUUGGGAUGUGAUGGGGCCGAUAACACGGGGGAAAAUGAUAUUGCAAAGAAAAUGACCAUUGUGGCUUUGUGGUGCAUCCAAACAUUUCCAGGUCAAAGACCUACAAUGAGUAGAGUGAUUGAAAUGUUAGAAAGAAAACCUGACCUGUUGGAAAUGCCACCAAAACCUAUCAUGCCUUCCCCUCCCAGAUUAGAACUAGAAUCUUCCACCACUGCUAUGACCACAACAGAAAUUGUGGGUUUUCAAAGCCCUUCCCACAUGUUGCUAGAGGAACACUAG
Molecule: messenger RNA, 2949 nt
Organism: Neltuma alba
Lineage: Eukaryota; Viridiplantae; Streptophyta; Magnoliopsida; Fabales; Fabaceae
Product: LEAF RUST 10 DISEASE-RESISTANCE LOCUS RECEPTOR-LIKE PROTEIN KINASE-like 2.4
Biological process (GO): protein phosphorylation
Molecular function (GO): polysaccharide binding; protein kinase activity; ATP binding
Source: RefSeq, a predicted model, not a curated record